UGCCAACAGCUUUUGUGGAGAGAGAGAAAAUGGAGGGAAAUUGAGAGAGAGAGAGAGAGAGAGAGAGAGAGAGGAAAAUGGGAGAAGAUCAGAUGUGCUUGGAAUGCUUGCAGCAACGAAUCCAAACCGAUUUUUCGGAUAAACUCAUCUUUCGUUACGGGAUUUCCGAUUCUGCUCUUCCAUUCGCUUCUCGGGCUGUCGUACAGAUCGGCUUGAGUAGUGGAGGAGACAAAGUAGUAUGCGAGGAGAUUUCGCCUCAAUUAGUAUUGGCAGUAGUAGCAAAUCAUGAAGAUGAGUGCCAGUCAGAAUAUGUGGAUGGGUACCCUUCCGAAAAUGUCAAGGAUAACAAUACAUAUGGAAAGAAUAAUACACCUUCUUCAGAUAUUGGUCAAUGCCCGGCUGAAGCCAGUUUUGGAGUUCUCAAUGAUGAGAUUGUGUCACUGGCCUUCACAGAGGAUGAUCCUCAGUGCUCGGUCAACUUCAGCAGCACAACCCCAGCGGUAGUGGAGUCUGAAAUUUCCAGUACUAGUUAUUCCCACAUAUACUCAUGCUCAAGGGCAAUUGCUGCAUUGUCUCCGGUUGCUUAUGUUGGCAUUGGUUCCUACUCCACAAUUGAGGACCUUGUUCACAAAUAUUUAUCUGGUUGUCUUGAAGAUCAUAUAAUGUCAUCACUUAAUCUCCUCAUUGAGGGAAAGCAAACAGAUCAAGAUGUUGCAAAUUUUCUUGGUUUAGUUGGACUGCCCUCAUUUACUGAGGGCAGUAUUGCUGGGUGCGUGAGGCAUCCUAACAUAGCCCCUGUUUUGGGCAUGCUAAAAGUGCCUGGAUAUAUCAGUUUACUGUAUCCAAAACCUCCUUAUACUCUGGAAAAUAUUCUGCACUAUAGUCCCAAGGCACUGAAGUCUGAUUGGCAUAUUAGAUUUUUAAUCUACCAAAUACUCUCUGCCUUAGCAUACAUCCAUGGUCUAGGGGUUACCCAUGGCAAUCUAUGCCCAUCCAAUAUAAUGUUGACAGAUUCAUGUUGGUCUUGGCUUAGUAUGUCUGAUAAGCGACGAGUAAAAGGAAACUUGAGGUCGAUGAAUAAACAAGUGCCUUCCAUAUCUCCGCCAAGGGUAACAUGCUGCAUGGAAAAUUGUCCUUCUCAAUCCCUUUAUGCUGAUUUGCAACUGUCACCUUCUACAGAUUGGCACUGUGAUUUCAAGCGGUGGUGGAAAGGUGAAUUGAGUAACUAUGAUUACCUCCUUGUAUUAAACAGAUUAGCUGGGAGAAGAUGGGGUGACCACACGUUUCAUAUAGUCAUGCCCUGGGUUAUUGAUUUUAGUGUGAUACCUGAUGAAACUUCUGAUGCUGGUUGGAGAGACCUUCGAAAGAGCAAAUGGCGAUUAGCAAAAGGCGAUGAGCAGUUGGAUUUCACCUAUUCAACAUCUGAGAUUCCACAUCAUGUUUCGGAUGAAUGCCUUUCAGAAUUGGCAGUCUGCAGUUAUAAAGCAAGAAGGCUACCUUUGAGUGUACUGCGUUCAGCUGUUCGUUCAGUUUAUGAACCCAACGAGUAUCCUGCAAAUAUGCAGAGACUUUACCAAUGGACUCCAGAUGAAUGUAUUCCUGAGUUUUAUAGUGACCCUCGAAUUUUCAUAUCUCUUCAUUCUGGGAUGAGUGAUCUGGCUGUACCUGCAUGGGCAAGCAGUCCAGAAGAGUUUAUUUCCUUGCAUCGGGCUGCUUUAGAAAGUGAUCGUGUCUCACGACAAAUUCAUCACUGGUUUGACAUAACGUUUGGAUACAAGAUGUCUGGUGAAGCUGCUGUUAUAGCAAAGAAUGUUAUGUUGCCCACGGCAGUGCCCAUGAUGCCGAAGUCAAUGGGACGCCGUCAGCUCUUCACUCGACCACAUCCAAUGCGCCGAGGUUUUGAGCCAAACUCAAAUUAUAUCUCAACAGAGCCUGCACCGCUUAGCUGUCAAUUGCAAGGAAACCAAAGCAAAAUAAAUUCCAAACUGGUAUCAAAAGAUUUUUCGGAUCCUAUACAGGUGGCCUCCGAGAAAUUCUUUACAGAGGCCAAUGAUUUGGGAAAAUUGGAAGAAGCAAUUUCAUUUUGUGAAUAUGGUCGGAAUUUGAGUCCCUGCUAUACAUUCCAUCAAGAUAAUUUUGGUGAGAACACCUCUAGAGAAAAAGAGCUGACAAAUGAGCAUUUUAAAAAUAAGAUGCCAAGUGUGCCACGUGGUGACUCCUUGGAGGUAUCUGAUAUUGAUUUAAGCAGCCUUCUUGAAUAUCUUGAAGCUGAUGACAGCGUCUCUAUGGGCUUUCAAGAGUUAUUACUGUGGAGGCAGAAACCAUCUCUGGGAUCCUGUUCUCAAGAUGCUGCAGGUGACAUAUUUUCUGUUGGUUGCAUGCUGGCUGAAAUGUAUUUGAACAGGCCACUUUACAAUCCAGUCUCUUUUGCUGCAUACUGGGAGAAUAGCAUUUUACCUGGACUGAUCGAAGAGCUUCCUCCCCAUGCUAAACUGCUUGUUGAAGUAUCCAUCCAAAGAGAUUGGGAGAGGAGGCCUUCAGCACAAUGUUUGCUUGAAUCACCAUAUUUCCCUGCAACAGUGAGGUCAGCAUAUUUUUUUCUUGCGCCACUUCACCUUUUGGCGAGAAGCGGCUCACGUCUUCAGUAUGCAGCUAAGUUUGCAAAAGGAGGAGCCCUGAAAUCCAUGGGAGCAUUUGCUGCAGAGAUGUGUGCACCCUAUUGCUUACCACUCAUCAUGGCUUCUUUAUCGGAUGUUGAGGCCGAGUCAGCAUUAUACUUGCUGAUAGAGUUUUUGAAGUGCUUGAAACCUCAAGCAAUAAAGACUCUGAUCUUACCUGCCAUGCAGAAAAUUCUACAGGCAACUGACUAUUCUCAUCUUAAGGUUUUGCUCCUCCAAAACUCGUUUGUGCGUGAGGUAUGGAAGCAGGUGGGUAAGCAUGCGUAUCUGGAGAAAAUGCAUCCGUUGGUCAUCUCAAAUUUAUAUGUUUCACCUCAUAAGAACUCAGCUUCGGCAGCUUCCGUGCUGCUGAUUGGCUCCUGCGAAGAACUUGGCAUACCUGUAACAGUUAACCAGACAAUCUUGCCUUUAAUCCACUGUUUUGGGAAAGGAAUCUGCACUGAUGGAAUUGAUGCCCUGGUUAGAAUUGGUGGGCUUCUGGGAGAGAACUUUGUUGUCAGGCAACUUCUACCUUUGCUAAGGAAUGUUAUUGUUUCUUGUAUUGAUGUUUCAUGCAUUGAUAAGCCCGAACCUCUGCAGAGUUGGAACUCUUUAGCACUGAUCGAUAGUCUGGUAGCUUUAGAUGGUCUGGCUGCAGUGUUGCCAAGGGAGGUGGUCCUCAAGGAGCUGAUCCAGGACCAAAUCUGCCUCCAUGUUAAGGUUCUUACGCAGGUCCAUCUGGAGCUUCCUGUGCUUCAGGUUGCUGCGACUACACUGAUUGCAGUUUGUCAGAGGAUUGGACCAGAUUUCUCAGCUUUACAUGUCCUGCCACAGCUUAAAGAGCUGUUCGGUGAACUUGCAUUCUCUCAGGAGAUAACCACUGGUGCUGGUUCCUCGGGCAGAAGCCUAAAAUUUUCCAGAUCAAAGAUAGAUGAAGAGGCUCUAAUUGGAAAUCGCAUGGACCUUGUGUUGCUUUUAUAUCCUUUUUUCGCAUCUCUUCUAGGUAUAGAGAAACUGCGCCAGUGCUGUGCCACAUGGUUGCUUCUAGAACAGUACCUUCAGCGUUUUCACAAUUGGAAGUGGGAAUAUACAGGGGAUACAUCUAAAAAUGCUGCUGAAAGCAUAAACGCUCAAAGGCCCAUUUUCAGCAAAAUUCCAACUUCUGAAUACAACCCAGCUAGGCUGUUGCUGAAUGGUGUUGGGUGGUCUAUACCACAAUCACAGGGUGCUAGAGGUGGCAAGAGCUCGAUGAAUUAUAAGCCACCAGAUGAUCCUCAACGAACUCCACUCAUCAAGCAUGUAGCCACGUUGGGUCCUGGGAAACGUGAGCCAUGGUUCUGGUUCCCUAGCCCUGCUGCUAGUUGGGAUGGACCAGAUUUUCUUAGUCGCAUUGGGGGCCUAAAAGAUGAACUUCCUUGGAAGAUCAGGUCUUCGAUUAUUUGUUCUGUACGCGCACAUCCUGGGGCACUGAGAACCUUAGCUGUUUGCCAUGAUGAAUGUACAGUUUUCACAGGAGGAGUUGGUCCGGGAUUCAAGGGAACCGUUCAAAAGUGGGAAUUGCCAAGAAUGGACUGUGUUUCUGGUUAUUAUGGCCAUGAGGAGGUUGUGAAUGACAUUUGCGUGUUGUCUUCAAGUGGGAGGGUAGCUUCUUGUGAUGGAACAAUUCAUGUAUGGAACAGUCAAACUGGGAAAUUGAUAUCAGUGUAUGCUGAGCCAUCUACAAAUUCCUCAUAUCUAGCUAGUUCCUUACCAAUGGCAGCAAAGGUCAUAUCUGAUCAAUCCAAUAUGCUGAACUCCAAUACACUAUCCAGUGGAAUUUUGUCUUCUGCAUUCAAUGGAAGCUUGUACACGUGCAUGCGCCACAUAGAAUCUGAUGAUAAGCUUGUUGUUGGCAUGGGAAAUGGUUCCCUCAGAUUCAUUGACAUUGUUCAAGAUCAGAAACUGCACUUAUGGAAGAGUGAUACAGUAGAAUACAGUUUAUCUUCUCUUGUAUCUGCCAUUUGCUCUUGUGGGUCGGAGAAACUGCUAAUGGAAGGAGUUGCAUCUUCAUCAUCUUGGAUUGCAGCUGGGCUAAGUUCGGGUCAUUGCAGGCUCCUUGAUGCAAGGAGUGGAAACGUUAUCACUUUCUGGCGAGCACAUGAUGGCUAUAUUACUAAGUUGGCUGCACCGGAGGAUCAUUUGCUUGUUUCCAGUUCUCUCGAUAAAACUCUCAGAGUUUGGGACUUGAGAAGAAACUGCCCAUCUCCGUCAACUGUUUUUAGAGGCCAUUCGGACGGCAUCUCCAGUUUCUCCGUGUGGGGUCAAGAUGUGAUUUCAGUAUCCAAGAACAAGAUCGGUCUCUCCUCUCUUUCUAGAUGUGCAGAUGAAGUAAGAAAUGAUGGAGAGCAGCGAAUUUUGCCUCAGAAACUAUACAUGUCCGAUCGUGGAAUGAGAAAUCUGUCAGUUCUAUCAAGCAUUGGCAUUCUUCCCUUUUCACGGUUAUUUCUUGUUGGAACGGAGGAUGGUUAUCUGAAGAUCUGUUGUUAGAUUUCUUCUUUUAGUGUGUUCUGGCUCAUCUUUCCUGUGCUCUGUUUUUUCUUCCCAAAUGUUUGAAAGCGUCAAAAAGGCAUGUUUGAGGUGGGCUCCACUGGAUGUAGUCUGGAAUAAGCUCAUCAGGUUGGCUACAUGAAGGCAUUAGAUUUGGGCUGCUGGUUUUAUUUAUUGAUUUAUUGAUUUAUCCAUCCAUUGCUUCUGUAAGUCAGCAGCCUGUUCGAUGCCAGGGACACCUGAUGCAUGGCUCAGAUGUCCCAUGAAUGUAAUGUUCGUGUGUAGAGGUGCAGGCAUGCAUGCAUGUGUGGUCCUUGACGCAAUGGGCCACAUGGGUGCAUGUGCAGAUGAUCCAGACUGUGCAUCUGGUGGAGCUUAAAUCUGAUGGAUGACUAACAGAACUGACACAAUUUGUGGAUCCUAGAUGUAUGGUUUUCUUGGAUUUAUUAUCCAUUUUCGUUAUCAGCCAAUCCAUUUAAGAGCCA
Molecule: messenger RNA, 5668 nt
Organism: Magnolia sinica
Lineage: Eukaryota; Viridiplantae; Streptophyta; Magnoliopsida; Magnoliales; Magnoliaceae
Product: protein GFS12
Exons: 17
Coding region: 78-5183 (1701 amino acids)
Biological process (GO): protein phosphorylation
Molecular function (GO): protein kinase activity; ATP binding; protein binding
Source: RefSeq, a predicted model, not a curated record